Tinamus guttatus (white-throated tinamou) is the source of this 1509-nucleotide messenger RNA. NCBI's taxonomy places the organism in Eukaryota, Metazoa, Chordata, Aves, Tinamiformes, Tinamidae. The record is from RefSeq and is a predicted model, not a curated record.
AUGCCGGGGCCGCGCAGCCCUCCGCGGCCGUGCGGGAACCGCUCCGCGCACCCGUCCCCGUUGCGAUCAGCGCCGCCCAAGCUCCAGUCCCCUCUGGAGCUGCCAGCUCUGCCUGAGCUCGCUGUGACUAAGGGCUUUGAAAUCCCUCACCCUAAGGCAGCGUCGAAAAUGGGAUUUCAGAUGAUUGAGAUGGGGAGGGGGGGGUUGCUCUGCAACCCGCUGAGCGUGGCCUGCAGAGCCUUCUUUGGAUUCAGCGGAGAAUCGGGGCCCAUGAUCUACUGGAUGAAAGGGGAAAAAUUCAUUGAAGAAUUAGAAGGUCACAUUAGAGAAGGCGAAGUCAGACUCAUCAGAGAACAUCUCGGAGAGAAGGAAGUGGAACUGGCGUUGAUCUUUGAUGCUGUGGAAGAGGCAGACCUGGCAAACUAUACGUGCCACGUGGAAAACAGGAACGGGCGGAAGCACGCCAGCGUCCUCCUGCGCAAGAAAGAUUUGAUCUACAAAAUAGAGCUUGCUGGAGGAUUGGGAGCCAUCCUUCUUCUGCUUAUUUUGCUUGUGACCAUCUACAAGUGCUACAACAUAGAGCUGAUGCUGUUCUACCGACAGAACUUCGGAGGAGACGAAGCAGCGGACGACAACAAGGAAUACGAUGCAUAUCUUUCGUACACCAAGGUGGAUCCUGAUGCUUUAGAUGGUGAGAAUAAUGAUGAGGAGCAGUUUGCGCUUGAAAUCCUGCCCGAUGUCCUGGAAAAGCACUAUGGCUAUAAGCUCUUCAUUCCGGAUAGGGACCUGAUCCCUAGUGGAACCUACAUUGAAGAUCUCACAAGAUGUGUUGAGCAAAGCAGAAGACUCAUUAUCGUGUUAACUCCAGACUAUGUCCUCAGGAGAGGAUGGAGUAUUUUUGAGAUGGAAAACAGACUCCAUAACAUGCUAGUCAGUGGAGAAAUCAAAGUUAUUUUGAUUGAGUGUACUGAAUUAAAAGGGAAGGUGAAUUAUCACGAAGUGGAAUCUUUAAAGCACACCAUCAAACUUCUCUCAGUGGUCAAAUGGAAAGGACCAAAAAGCAGCAAACUGAAUUCUAAGUUUUGGAAGCGCCUAGUCUUUGAAAUGCCAGGGAAGAGAAAGGAGGUGGUGUCUCGGCGUCAGGUCCUGGAUUCUGCAGAACAGGGCCUUUUCGGAGACCUCCAGACUGUACCCUCCCUUGCUGUCACGGGCACUUCGGCCACGCUGGUAGAAUCGCGAGCCGAUUUGACUGAUUUCCAUCAGGCAGAUUCUGUGCAAAUGAGACACUAUUGCAGAGGAUACGAAUAUGACGUGUCAGCCGCGACAUUGCCAAUAGCUUCCAUAAGUAACCACCACACAUACUGUAACAUCCCCUUGACGCUACUAAACGGACAACUACCUCUUAACAGUGCCGGGAAGGAUCCCCAGGAGUUUCCCAGGAACAACCCCUUGCUACCUUUAUCUGCACAGGAGCUUAGCUUCACCAGCGAUAUUUGGUAGUGAAGAUCA